AUGGUUCUGCUCGCCCCAGAAGAGAGCAUGGGCGCCAUAUCCCCCUUCAGCACAUGUCAAUCACCUCCGAGUAUCAUGUACUCUCCACCACUACACCAAAUGGCACAUCCCAUUCCCACAACCUUGUGUAGCAACGGACCCAUCUACACACAACCACACUACAGGCCGGUCAUGAACUCUCCCUACCCACCACAUAACCCAUGGUCGUCGCAGACCAUGUCGAUGCCGCCAGUAUCAUCAUACUCAUACCCUCCCUUCACAAGCAUGACCGCUGGCCCCGUUCUAGCGCCCGACGCGAGUCUUUUUCCACAUUAUUUCGUCGGCUCACGGACGUCGAGAUCGCACUCCACUUCCUCUUCUGGCGGAAUGGGACUUCCAUCAAGCGCACCUUCAGAGAGGACACCACCUCGCUCGCUCUCUCCCACCUCACCAGAUCUCCGAGCUUACGGCUUCCCUAACAAGAACGGGACCUGGUCGUGUGCUUAUCCAGGAUGUACUUCGAGAGCAGUGUUUACGCGAGGCUGCGACCUUCGCAAACAUCACAAGAGGCACAGCAAAAACUACUUCUGCAGACACUCUGAAUGCCCUCAAGCUACCGGUGGCGGCUUCUCGAGCAAAAAAGAUCUGGCACGACACGAAGCGAAGCACAACCCCGGUGUCUUGUGUGAGUACGGCGGAUGCGACCGAGUCUUCAGUCGCGUCGACAACAUGAGAGACCAUGUCAAGAGGAUACACAUGAAAGCCUCUAGAAAGUCAUCGGCAGCGUCGUAG
Messenger RNA from Ascochyta rabiei, 771 nucleotides. RefSeq lists its product as uncharacterized. Lineage: Eukaryota; Fungi; Ascomycota; Dothideomycetes; Pleosporales; Didymellaceae. The transcript is spliced from 2 exons. Gene Ontology annotation, biological process: regulation of transcription by RNA polymerase II. Bases 1 to 771 code for a protein of 256 amino acids. The record is from RefSeq and is a predicted model, not a curated record. Gene Ontology annotation, cellular component: nucleus.